Penaeus indicus is the source of this 1611-nucleotide messenger RNA. RefSeq names its product mucin-2-like. The transcript has 9 exons. Lineage: Eukaryota; Metazoa; Arthropoda; Malacostraca; Decapoda; Penaeidae. The coding region runs from base 1 to 1611 and encodes 536 amino acids. The record is from RefSeq and is a predicted model, not a curated record.
AUGAUUGUCACGCGCGGCCGAAAUAUCGCCCUUAUACCCCCAGAACGGAAGACCCAGAGUUGCCUGAAGAGCCCUCACCCAGCUCGUCCGUGGCCGGAGACCGUAAGGCGUCUCCUGGGUCCUAUUAGGUCAAGGGAGCCGGGUAAUCUACAGCCCUCCGGGAACGAACAGGGAGAGUCAAUGGAAGUAGCAAUAAACUUCCCACUUUCUUCGGGGAGACUUUCCGAAUUUAUAUGUCUCCGAGGAUGGCUGCUCUCCAUUUCUAUGCUAAUUACAUGGUUCUCUGGCCAGAAAAUGUUGCCAAGCAGUAGCCAAAAUGGAAAUCGCCUUCCGGGCGCGACCAAGCCAGGGGUCAAUAACUCUGACGGAGGCAAAGAAUCUCGGGCCGUGGAUGUGUCAGGCACUCCGCCCGCAGCCUCCAGCAGGGGACAGUCUACAGGAAGCUUCUCAGGCUACGUGAAUGACGCCUUUAGGAAUGUUAUUCAACACCGCAUCUCGACCGUCACAAUCAUCACUAGCACCAUCAUCACCAUCAACACCAAAAGGCAGUCGGCCCUCAACACCAUCACGGCACAAAGCAGAGGCAACAAAUCCACGCCUACACCUCCGCCCAACACUCUCAUCCACAUCCAUAUCUACAUUAACGCCCACGUCAACAAAUCCACACCUACACCUCCGCCUAACACUCUCAACCACACGCCCAUACUCUCACCCACACCCACCCACACAAACAAAUCCACAUCCAUAUCUACAUCCUACACCCACCCACAAACAAAGCCACGCCUACACCUCCGCCCAACACUCUCAACCACACGCCCACACUCUCACCCACACCCACCCACAAACAAAGCCACGCCUACACCUCCGCCCAACACUCUCAUCCAUACGCCCACACUCUCACCCACACCCACCCACAAACAAAGCCACGCCUACACCUCCGCCCAACACACUCAUCCAGACGCCCACACUCUCACCCACAAAUCCACGCCUACACCUCCGCCCAAUACACUCAUCCACACCCACCCACAAACAAAGCCACGCCUACACCUACGCCCACACUCUCACCCACACCCACCCACAAACAAAGCCACGCCUACACCUCCGCCCAACACACUCAUCCACACGCCCACACUCUCACCCACACCCACCCACAAACAAAGCCACGCCUACACCUCUGCCCAACACACUCAUCCACAUCCACACUCCACGCUCCACGCACACAGCCGCCGUCGCCAACAGAAUUCGACUGACGAACUCCAGAGGCACAGCGAGGCGAAGUGGCCCAUUGAUCCUUCCGCGAGGCUGCAACUCCUUUGCAAAAUUGACUUCAAGCCCACUAUGAGGCCGGGGCGUGGGGUCGACUCCAACCCAGCGCCAGUGCCUUUCACUGUCGCACUGAAGAGGCCAAAGCACUGGAUACAACACUAUAACAGCGAUGCCACACUAAAUUACACGGCACUAGGGAUGUUGCACCAAAUUACACUGCACGAGCGCCGUUGCAGUAAACAGGAUCUAUGGAAUGCCUGUUCUCCACACCACGCCAAGGUACACAGCCUCUCAAGACACGCCACUUCGAAACCGCCACACGACCGCUACGCAACACCUCGCUAG